AAUGCCGAUAUCAGGCUGUAUGAGCGCUCCACGGCUGUGAGCUGCGGGAACAGUAGGAGGCUUCCACGCCGCGGAUUGUCUCAUAACCGUCUCCCUCUGGAUCAGGAUCACCCCCCCUUUUAUCCCUCUCUCCAUUUCUCUUUCCGAGGAAGACAGGAGGGAGAAGCAGCAUCACAUUUCGACAAAAGGAAGGGCUAGAGAAACGGAAAAAGAUAUCAAAAGUAUCAAGAUACCCAGAGAAGAUGUGACCUCUGCCUGGCCUUUAACACACCAACUUCUGGCUUCUGCUUCAGCUUUCCAACACAGCACUACCUCCUCACACUGGAGCCCCGAUCCUUCAAUUCCAACUUUUCACAACCACCUCCUUCAUUCAUUUUCCCUGGAUUUAUGCCCCCUCUUCCCUGUUACCAUUCCAAGCAGACCAUACACAAUUGUGCUUGAGAACAUGGCUAUACCUAAUGCUAAUGAAUUUCACUGGCAGAGCCUGGCACGCCUGCCCAGUGGACGUGUCUACCACACUCUGUCUGAGGUUGGGGGGCAGAUGUACAUGCUAGGGGGCUGUAAUGCUGCAGGGAGGCCUUGCCCAGCUUUGGAGCUCUACUCCCCUGAGGGAGACCGCUGGAUACGUUUGCCCCCGAUGCCCACCCCUCGUGCUGGUGCUGCCGUAGCAGUACUUGGAAAGCAGAUCCUGGUGGUUGGAGGAGUGGGAGAGGACCAGAGCCCUCUUAAGGUGGUGGAGAUAUACAACACAGAGGAAGGGAGGUGGAGGAAGAGGUGCGCACUGCGGGAAGCACUAAUGGGUCUUUCCAUCACUGUCAAAGAUGGCCGGGCUCUGGCUGUUGGAGGAAUGGGUGCUGACCUCCUGCCUCGCAGUAUUCUGCAGCAGUAUGAUCUCCGAAAGGAUGUGUGGGCCCUACUUCCUCCCAUGCCUACCCCACGCUAUGAUGCCAACACACAUCUGCUGGGCAGCAAGCUUUAUGUUGCAGGGGGCCGUCAAUGUAAGCGACCAGUGAAGGCUUUUGAGAUGUACGACACAGACACACGCUCGUGGACUUCGUUACCAGUUAUGCCAUGUAAACGUACCUAUGGCGGCGUGAUAUGGGACUCAGCUGGGAGGCUAUGUCUGCUGGGAGGACUGCGGCAGGGUGGAGGACACCAAAGCUCCAAGUUCACCAAGAACAUUAACAUCUUUGAUACAAACCAAGGCAUUUGGUUGAAGUCAGAGGACAUUGUAUCUAUGAAAACAAAGAGGGCAGACUUUGCUGCUGGCUUCCUGCGUGGUCGGAUGGUGGUUGCAGGAGGACUUGGCCAUGAGCCUUCAGCUCUUGACACAGUAGAGGCCUUUCAUCCUCAGAGGAACAAGUGGGAGAAGUUGGCCCCUAUGAAUUUUCCCAGAUGUUCUGCCUCUUCCAUUGUCAUCAGAGACCGACUCCUUGUGGUAGGAGGAGUCAACCAGGUUCCCAGCGCAGCUCAUGAGAUCCUCUUCGUCAAGGGAGAAGAGUAUCUGUAGCUUGUUGGGAUUUAAGCCCAGAUAAUUGAAGACCAAGAUGCCACUUCCUCUUGUCUGGACAAGCGCAGUGUGUAGGAAGCAUUGGGAGCACUUGACGAUGGAGGGCUCUAGUUAUUGGACGUUAUGUAACAGAUAACACUGCCCCCUGCUGGCCAUAAUUGAAACAUGAAGCAGGACGGCAUAGAGCUGCUGGGGGUACUGAUUGAUAUUUUAAAUGUGAAACUCUUCUGCAUUGUAUGUUGAUGUGCAUACUGGGAGAAAAAUCUAUUAUGUCUAGUAUUGUAGACAAAGAUAAUAUAUAAAUAUGUGAGAGCCCUGUUUUAUUGCAUAUUUGCAUUUCACAUUUGCUUUUUAGUCUUUUCUGUGCUUUGUCUGUGUGCAGUUUGCUAAUACCUUAAUUUUUUUUUUUUUGGUGGAAUGAACACAAAAUAUUUUAAUUCAGUCUGAUGCAAUGAUGGCUAUAACUGAUUAUUAUUUGAUAUCACUCUGCUAACGAAACCGUUUGUUAAUUAGCUGCUGUGACAAAAUGUGCUCUAAGGUAAUUAACACUGCACAGAGUGGCACCCUCUGAUCAUCCCACUGCUCCUUCCACCUGCCUGUGUGGACGUUUGGUGGAUAUCUGACAUCCUCACCCACCCAGAGGCUAUAUAAAUAAAAUUGAAUUGAACUGAAUUAAAAUUGAUUUGAAUUAACAGGGGUUUUCUACCAAUCCUUUUUAAUGUGAUGUGUUGUAGUGAUGACCCUCGAAAUGCUGUUAUAUCACUUUUCUGAUGGGGAGGCAGCGCACAUAUGUAAGUAUAACAUCAAUUAUAGGAUGUAAUACUGCAAAUAUGAAGAGAAACAGUAUAUUAAAUGACAGCAUGUAUGUUGUUUAGGAUAUUUCUUAGCUGCUUGUAGUGUAAGGCAUGAGUCAUGUUUGAUUCCAAGCCGAUUGUGCCCAUUUUAUUCCUGCAUUAUUUAACAUUUGCUUUUCUGAGCAACUUUUUUUUCAGGAUGUGUUGUUACAGUUAGCUAUUUUGGAGAUUCCAUGUGUUCUGCUGGAUGAUGUCUUGUCUGCUGAUUUUUUUUGCCAGUGACAGACACUUGUUUCUUUGUAUUAGGCUGUUUUGUAACAGUUGAAUAACCUGUGAAUAUUUUAUCAACAAGAAGUCAUCCUCUGCUAUA
This is a messenger RNA of Cololabis saira (Pacific saury), 2674 nucleotides long. RefSeq names its product kelch domain containing 8A (gene klhdc8a). The record is from RefSeq and is a predicted model, not a curated record. Bases 446 to 1510 code for a protein of 354 amino acids. NCBI's taxonomy places the organism in Eukaryota, Metazoa, Chordata, Actinopteri, Beloniformes, Belonidae. Gene Ontology annotation, molecular function: protein binding. The transcript has 8 exons.